This is a messenger RNA of Chiloscyllium plagiosum (whitespotted bambooshark), 7264 nucleotides long. NCBI's taxonomy places the organism in Eukaryota, Metazoa, Chordata, Chondrichthyes, Orectolobiformes, Hemiscylliidae. The record is from RefSeq and is a predicted model, not a curated record.
GGGGGUUGCAUAUCUGAAGAGGGUUAUGCUAAUCAGCCUGGGACUAGGGACUGAAGGCGUAUUUACCGCUUGCAGUCGGUACGCGGCAAACCAGACUAGGAUACCAGAUCGCUGGGAAACGGCAGGCAGAGAGAGAGAGAGAGAGACAGGGAGGGAAGAGAGAAAGAGAGAGUGGACAGUCAGCACCCACACAAAGCGUCAGGUAGAAGCAACAGGUCAGAGCAGCGUGCUUGUUGAUUGGAGCUGGCUACAUUUAGCAGAGACACCGGGAUCAUCCUGCUCACUUAAACCAGAGGAGGAAGGCUGCGUGUGAAGAUCAGGAAUUAUUGCCUUGCCCUGCCAACUGAGGAUAUCUCUCGCGGUGAUUCUGAAGGGCGGUGUUAUUUUGUGGCUGCUGCUGUUUUGCGGCGGGACAUUGCCGAAGAUGUCGGCGGAGCGCAGCCCGAAGCGGAGUGUGCCAGGGCAGCAGCAGCAGCAGCAGCUUGGAGCCGCGGGGCUGAGCCAGGGCAGCCGCUGCUCAUGGUGCCUGGGGAACGCGCUCUGGCUCCUGCUCUCCGCCGCCUCGCUGGCGUUCUGUGUCAGCCUCAGUGUGAAGACGUCCCAGCUGGAGGAGAGGAUCCUGCACCUGGAGACUGCCAAGGGAGAGCCCCUGCCUCAGCGAAGCGCCAGCCUCCCGGCCGAUCGGAUGCGGCUGCUCGUCCAGGACAGAGUGGAGCAACUUCUGAACCAGGGAUCUUACGAAGACGCGGGGAAACGCAGAACUGCCCGAGAGGCACCGACUGCCUGCGACUGCCCAGCAGGUCCUCCAGGAAAGCGAGGUAGAAGAGGCAGGAAUGGAGAACCCGGACCUCCUGGUCCACCUGGUCCAAAAGGUGACAAGGGUGAUCAAGGAGAUCAGGGGCCACGGAUGGCGUUUCCUUACCCAAGAGUCAAUCAUGGGUUCCUAUCGGCUGAUCAGCAGUUUAUUAAGCGACGUCUCAUGAAGGGUGAUCAAGGUCAAGCUGGGCCAGCUGGUCCACCGGGGCCUCCUGGUCCUCCAGGCCCACGUGGUCCUCCAGGUGACACAGGAAAGGAUGGUCCUCGGGGAAUGCCAGGCGCACCUGGGGAAAUUGGACCAAGAGGUGAAACUGGAUUAAUGGGACCCCAGGGACCACCAGGACAAAAGGGUUCGAUAGGAGUCACUGGUGUUCCAGGCUUCCACGGGCAAAAGGGUGAUUCUGGGAAGGAUGGUGAUCCAGGCCCCAAGGGUGAGAUUGGAGAACGUGGUGAUAAGGGUGAUGUUGGGAAACCAGGACUAAAAGGUGACAAAGGAGGAAAGGGUGACCCUGGAUCAUCAGCUGCUGGAAUCAAGGGUGAACCAGGUCAACCUGGGCAUCAGGGACAAAAGGGUGAACCAGGUCUUCCUGGGCUUCCUGGACUUCCUGGGAUAAAGGGUGAACCAGGAUUUUGGGGACCUCAGGGAGAACCCGGGUUGCCUGGAUUACCAGGAACAAAGGGAGAGAAAGGAGAUGGAGGGCCACCAGGAAGAGGUGAAAUAGGCCUACCCGGACCUUCAGGCCCAAAGGGCGAGCCAGGUGAACUGGGGAUGCCAGGCCGCUACGGUGUAAAGGGUGACCGUGGAGACCCUGGGGAUUCAGGGCCAAUGGGACCCAGAGGUCCACCUGGACAAAAAGGAGAACAAGGGGUAACUGAGAUAAUAGACUACAACGGCAAUAUCCAUCAAGCACUCCAGAGGAUCACCACCUUAACUGUGACGGGACCACCAGGGCCUCAAGGAUCUCCAGGAAUGCCAGGACCAAAGGGAGACACUGGUAACCCUGGACUUCCUGGAGCUGAGGGAAGACAGGGUCCUAAAGGUUCAAAGGGUGACAUUGGUGUUCCAGGCGAUAAAGGAAGCAUUGGUUUACCUGGAUUACCUGGUGUUAAUGGAGAAAAGGGAGAGAAAGGAGAGAAAGGAGACCAUGGGUCACCUGGUCCAAAAGGCACUUCAGUUGUAGGACCCCCAGGACCCACUGGCUCACAAGGCCCACCAGGUCCAAUGGGGCCACAUGGACUUCCAGGACCGAAGGGUGAACCAGGGUUGAAUGGUGUUAAAGGAGGGAAGGGUGAACCAGGUCAAAAAGGUGACAGAGGACCCCUUGGUCUCCCAGGUGCAUCUGGCUUAGAUGGACAGCCAGGACUGCGGGGUCUCGAUGGUCCAAUGGGUCCUGCAGGGCCAGCUGGCCCAAAGGGAGAUAGGGGUGAAAAAGGAGCAGUUGGUAACCCAGGCCCAAGGGGACCCACAGGUUUGCCUGGAAUUGAUGGAGAUCCAGGUUUAGACGGUUUCUCUGGUCCGAAAGGAGAUAAAGGAGAAAGGGGCGAAAAGGGGGAAAAGGGAAAGAAAGGCAAAAAAGGGCCAAAGGGGGAGAAAGGAGAACAGGGUGCUCCUGGAUUAGAUGCACCUUGCCCAUUGGGCCCAGAUGGAUUGCCGAUGCCAGGAUGUUGGCAGAAGUGAUAUGUCUAACCCGAAAGCAUGAAGUUUGUAUAUGAUGCUCCAUAUUUUGUAUUUAUAUAGUUGUAACUGUUUUAAAAAAAAAUCAAGAACAUGUUCACACAUAGCUGCUUCUACUUCUUUGUAGUAAGAAGUUGCAUACAUAUUAUACCUUAACUGAUAGAACAUUCUAUCAGAGACUCAUAGUGUUAAAUGAAACAAUGUUGGAAUGUUGUUUGCGUGAGCUCUGUCUCAGUUUGUGUAUUUUGCAUGGACCUGAGUCAUUGAUGCAUAUCUGGAUGAAGUUUUGUCAUGUAAUUGUGACCAAAUAGACUAAAACAGAUCAAUACGUGGAAUGUCCCUAGCUGCUGACAUUGCAGAUAACUGAAUUUUGCUUACAAACUCUAUCUGAAGUUCCAUCACUGAUUUUCUGCUCUCGUGUCAGUUCAAAAGAGAAGUGCAUGAAGUCUUUUUACCAAUGCUCAAUUUGUGACCACUUUAUCAUUUCAAACACAAACAUUGUGUACAGCAAGACCCUCUGAACUUUCUUUUUCUUUCCUCAUCUCAAGGGAGGAAACCCCUGGCUCAUUGCUAGAAAGAAAUGAAAGAAAUGCAGAGGAAAAGGGGUUGUGAAAUUGCAAAAAAAAAUGCAGUUGUUCAACAUCCUGUCUUGUGGGUCAAGUAACCAUGGCAACAUAAGUAUAUUUUUGUUUUCUGCGUGUCAACUCCAGCGGAUGGCAAAGUGAUGGAGUUAACAGCUCGGUGCUCUAGGGUUCAGCUUUGGUGAAUACGUAGCCAGUGAGCACUGACUGGUUUCUUUAAAGGGCUACAAUGUGGAACGUAUUUCAUUCAGAGGAUUUGGAAGAACAAGGUGGUUUUGAGGAUUGCACACAGGAAUGAGAAUCUCUUCUCCAAGGUGUGAUGAGAUGUUAACCCUGAAUGAAGUGAAAAGGAAACAGCCUUUGACAGAGACUGGGCAAUGGCACCCAAACAACAUUCACCCAAAAUGGGAAAUGGAAACCAGCUCCAGUGGAGAUUUUGGAGUUGAGUUUGAAUGGAACGAUUCACAUCCUAUGGCUGAGGCAUCUUCUAAAAGACAAUGUUGCUGUUACAAACAGUGGAGAGAUGCUGAAGGUAUUUUGCAUGACAACUAGGAAGAUUCUAUUGAGUAAAAGCAAGGAUACUUGGAUUUCUAUUGAAAAGAUCUCUGAAGCAUAUGAUCCAGAAGCUUUCAUUUGUUGCAUCAACGCACAAAAACCUUUUGUGCCUGAAUUACUCGCUGUGGAUUCACUACUUUAUACAUUCACCUUCCAUAAUGUAAAUAUAAGUGCCCAGUGUUAUAUAUAAAAACAUAUAAAUAGUUUCCAUUUGAGGCAUUUAAUGGUAAUCUAUUAAUUAUUGUAGUGUGUUCUAUAGUUUACUGUCUUUUUCAGUCAGUUGCUGUUAUGUAACUUUUUGUUUCCUGCAGUUUAUCUUACUGAGUCCCCCGUGCACUGACUGUGCAAAUGCAGCAGUUUUAUUUUUUAAGGCACCUUGCUGUUUUGGUUUCUUUUAAGAGCAACCACAUCGACUGAUAAAGGCUUGACAUCCGCCGGCUCAUUGUGUUUGGAAUAUCCUUUCAAUUGUUCUGACAUAAUCAGCAUCUCAGUUUGUUGUCACUGGGCUGGAUAGUUAUAAGACAAUCUGGGUUUUUCAGGAGUCUGUAAAUUCUAAUGUGGUAGUCAGACAAAACAGCUCUUUUUAUUUCUCUUUGCAUCUACAUCUUAUGAGAAUGUAGAUACCAAAUUGUGUAUUUAAUUUCCUUGUGUGUUAUAUUUACAUAGGUAUUAAACUGAUUAAUUAUAACCUGUUUAAACAUAGUGCACUGGAAUGUAGUCAGUGUGCAUUACCAUUUAUAUGGAAAUGUCAUGGAGCAAAAUUCGUACUGUAUAAUGCAGAAGAAUUAGUUAUUAAGACAAUCAUUAUUGGCAAAGAAAGCAUCAGCUAUAUAUUAUUACUUUCCCCCUUGCUUAAUUUUAGGCUCGGUAAAAGAUUACAUCAUUACAUAUCAUCAUUGUUAAUACCAACUAUCUGAAAAACAAAACAAAACUUUCUUAGUAAUCUAACAUAUCUGCAUAUUUGAAUUGAAUGAGCUCUUUUCCAAACUCAUAUUCGUUACUUGUUUUAAUUAUUCCCCCAUAAUUCAACAGAGCUUUUCGAAGCAUUAACCUGAAAUUAUGCCAUCUACAAGUUAAACUAUUUUUUCGAUAAUUUGUUUAUAGAUUGAAUCUGCAGUGUCAAUCAUUAAUGGAUUAUAACAUGAAAAAUAGUUUGUAAGUUAAAUCAGUAAUAUAAUAUUUCAGCUAUGAUUUCCUAAGUACAACAACAGAGGAUAACUGUGGUUCUGGCCAAAAACUCCAGGUUUGUGAGUUAUGUUUAGAUGGCACAAUUGCGGACAUAAUUUGACUUGAAUAUCCCGUUUAGACACUACAAAUUAUUGCAUUUCAAUCACACUACAACUGGUGAUUUAUUUUAUUAGUUCUAUUUGCAAGAUGCUUCUUUCAGAGUCAAAUGUUGCACAACACUGUCACUGUAAAAUACAAUGCAUCACUUGAUCAAUCAUCUAAUUCAGAGUUGUGUGGAUGACUCUCAAUUGAAUAUCAUCAGUGUAUUGCUCUCAUCGGCAUUUGUUCCUCACCUAUCCUUACGAGAAAGGAAUGUUUUGUUUUGACCCUAAUUCCUCCACUUUUGAAGAAAAUUGAAUAAUGUAUAAAUUGAGUCAUUUCAAUGUCUAUUCCAAUGAAAGGAUAGAGACCUUGCAGCCUACUUCAUUGUACUUUGCUUUAAUGUGACAUAGGCAAAAUUGAGGCAACUGUACAUUUUUUAAUGCUAAGACCAACACCCUAUAUAUUUGCCAAAAUCACAAUGCUGCUUUAGUUGAGCAUGGAUUAUUAUUUGAUAUGCGUUGAGCAUAAGUUGUGUAUCUUUUAUGUAUGAAAUGUCAGUUACAUUUUAUUUUCUAACUUUAACCAUUCCGCAUGUUCCUAAAACAAUUUUGUUGUAAGAUGCACAGUAAUUACAGUGGUUCAUCAAACCAGCAUUUUGUAAGUGUCAAAUGAAGGGAAUAUUUUAUGCAAGCUUCCUUGUUUUAAAUAUAUAUAUUUAUAUAUACUUUGUUGUUGUCGUGUUCAAAGGCACAAAUGCACAGUUGAACUGCAGUUCAUUAACAUUAGUAUAUUUUUCAGGUUUUACUGGUUACAAUUCAAGCUAUUUAGUUCAGAAAAUAAUGGUUUGAAAUACUUCUAGUGCAAAUAUUAUUUUGUUUUGGAUUUGUUAAACUUUAAAUUCUACUGCAUAGAGUUGUUUUGUUACCUCUGUACUCACUACAGAAUGGUGUGAAUUUUAUUGGAACACUGUUACACAACAGUACUUGGCACAGUUUUCUUUCAUUAGUGCUGUCCAUAUUGUUUCCUUAUGAUCUUGUGGAAUAUUACCCAACCCCCAGUUGUGAAAACAUUUGAUGCAACAGCAAACUUAAAGAUUCAAUGAGAAUCACUGGCUUCUAGAUUUUGGCUAAGCACAAUAAUGCAUGUAAUUCUCCUUUGAUGUGCCAACAGGUAUUACACUAUUUACUCCAGCAAGGCAGAAUCAUAAAAAUUUAAACCUUUUGAUGAAGAGAAAGGGUCACACGUAGCUUAUUACCUCAUAGAAUUUGGAGGAAUCUGUCUUCUAUUGUACUGUUGUGUUUUUCGCUUCUUUGAUUUCUAACAAGCAUUUUCCAGUUUGAUGAUCAUAUAUGAUUUGAGAGAUCUUCCAUUGCCUGAUUUCACAGAGCCAUAGCAAAAUACAGCAUAGGAAGAGGCCAUUUGGCCCAUCAACUGUUAAAACAGUAAAACCAUUCUUUCCUUUUUAUUCUCAGUCUACUUUUACUCUGAAGAUGUUGCUUUAUUCUCUAACAAGUGUCAUUAUUAAUGUCACUCUGUGCCAUUUGAUUUGCGACAUUUUUUAGCUUGAAGUAUCAACUUUGUUGAUUCUGAACUAAAGGUAGCUCACUUUUGUCAGUUUAAGAUACUAUCUUCCUAUUGAAUAGUUAAAUUUUUAUUACUGUUCUAAUGGUUAAGUUGGAUGAAACUAUGGUUAAGUGUACAUUCUAAGCAAAGGUGUAGUACAAAAGAGCCUUUGGGUUAGCAGUAAUAAGCCAGAUCCAAAUUCAGAACACUCCCCUAAACACAUGCACAGGAUAAAGAGAAAUCACAGCCAACACACUCCCUAUUCCUUUCUGCUGAUUGGCAGAAUAUAGAAGGUAAGCAUGGAGACCAGGUCACCAUUUUGCAACUUGGGCCUUUCCUCUCUUAUAAUCUAUGACCUAAAUUCAUGUAGCUGCAUUUGUCCCAUAUCCAUAAUUUAUUCUGAUAACAAAACUUUAUUGAUCGAAAAUUUAAAGUUAAUUAUUUUUAUACCAUCAGUUGCCCAUUGCUGAGGAAUUCCUGACCUCUGACACUAUGCGUGUGAACAAGUGGUCCAACCCUAAUGUUUUGAUGGUGUCCCCAGUCCUCUCAGAAAUUCCCAACUAGCGGAAAGUUUCUCUUGAUUUACCCCAUCUGUUUUCCCUUAACCUUCUGAAAUUUCAAUCAAAUCUCCCUCUAAAUUGUAACAAAUACAGACUUUUUUUUCAAAUCUCUUCUUGUGGCUUAACCCUUACAGCCCAAAUAUCAUUCUAGUAAAUCUAUACUGCACCUCUCCAAUGCCAGUAUUUCCCUCCUAAGAUGUGGUCUAAAAGGAUGGUGGCUCAGUGGUUAGCACUGCUGCCUCACU